ACUCAAGUCGCAGAACUCUCAAAGUUAGCCAAAGAACAGCGGUCGUCGCCAAUAUGCCAAGUUGCCAACGGAUAACAAUUAUCCAUAAGGUGGGUGAAUCAGAUAUUCAGACACCUCUUCCUCUCUCCUUUUUUCCGUCUUCCCUCUCAAAAUUCAUUCUACCACAGAAAAAUAUAAAAUUGAAAAGAAUAAAAAUUUGCAUCCCCAUUAAUGCUCUACAGAUUUUUCUCUCUCUCUGGAUUUCUCUAUCUAGAUUCUAUUGAAAAGAAGGAUUUACUACUUUCCACCAUAGGGAGAGGUGUCUAUCGAUGAAGUAUUCAGUUUCAAGUUUUUUCUUACAAAAAUCUCUUCUUCAUAAACAGUUGAUUCUAGCAGAUGGAAAGCAAAAUUGAAUCUCAAAAGGAUUACUAUAAGGUAUUAGAGGUUGAUUACGACGCAACAGAUGAGAAAAUCAGAAUAAAUUAUCUGAAACUAGCGCUGAAGUGGCAUCCAGACAAACACAAGGGUAACGACGCAGUUACCGUGAAGUUCCAAGAGAUCAAUGAAGCUUACAAAGUGUUAAGUGAUCCAGCUAAACGACUUGAUUAUGAUCUGACAGGAAACUAUGAGAUUGAUAAAUACAGUUUAAGGGAAUAUUUAACAAGAUUCAAAGGAAUGAUACUCACCUGCAAUGGGCUUGGUAUCGAUCAUGCUGCCAUAUGGACACACCAGCUGAUGGAUACUAAGGAGUUAGUCGAUAAAUAAGGAUUGUAUAUGAACAAAUGAGGCUGAUACAUGAUGACCAUUCAUUUCGAAGCGUUUAUUGACGUAGCUCUAUCGUGGAUUCAAAGCUUGGAAUCAGUUUGUAAGUUGAAGGAAUGGUAUGUUAUCGCUCAGAGUGUCAUGAUACCAGCACUUGGCUGAUUUUGUAUUAUUGAAUAAUGUCACCCCAUGUAUGAGUUAGGUUCAGUUCAUAUAUCCGAAAAUACUCAGAGAGCUCAUGGAGAAUGUGAAAUUCGGGUUACAAAAUGUACACUAUCAUUCGAGGGAUAUGAGUUAGUUAUUUGUCCCUUGCUGUUGUUAUGUAUACAGAUUCAUGUAUAUGCAUCUGUCUAGUUGUUCAAAACUCAAAUUGGUAAGAAGUGAGCUUUUUUCAGUUUCCAGUCUUUAUUGGAAAAGCUAGGACUUCGGUUGA
Papaver somniferum (opium poppy) is the source of this 1174-nucleotide messenger RNA. Its product is annotated as chaperone protein DnaJ-like. Gene Ontology annotation, cellular component: cytoplasm; nucleus. Lineage: Eukaryota; Viridiplantae; Streptophyta; Magnoliopsida; Ranunculales; Papaveraceae. The transcript is spliced from 7 exons. The record is from RefSeq and is a predicted model, not a curated record. Bases 376 to 744 code for a protein of 122 amino acids.